UGCGGACACGUGCUUCCGGUCCGCCCGCAAGGUUUGCACGUCUUCUGGGUCGUAGAUCGCUUGCAGUCAUGGCGCAGGGGUCGUUGAAGCUGAAGGCAAAGCCUAAGAAAAAGAACACCAGCAAGCCUUCAGUGAUGAGGAAAGGAGCCCGACUGAUUGCACCUAAGAAGUCUCGGGUGAUCCACCAGCAAAAGCUCAAGAAGAAUCUGGAAGUCCAGAUCCGGAAUAAGAUCGAGCAUGACGUCACCAUGAAAGCCAGCGCCAACAUGCCUAAAAAGCUUGCCUUGCUGAAAGCACCAGCACAGACAGGCAAGAAAGAGAAGAGCGCCCCUGCUGGCACCAGCAAGACAUGA
Staurois parvus is the source of this 353-nucleotide messenger RNA. NCBI's taxonomy places the organism in Eukaryota, Metazoa, Chordata, Amphibia, Anura, Ranidae. The record is from the annotation of a GenBank genome assembly.